Molecule: messenger RNA, 306 nt
Organism: Aptenodytes forsteri (emperor penguin)
Lineage: Eukaryota; Metazoa; Chordata; Aves; Sphenisciformes; Spheniscidae
Product: protein S100-A4
Exons: 2
Coding region: 1-306 (101 amino acids)
Cellular component (GO): cytoplasm
Molecular function (GO): calcium ion binding; transition metal ion binding
Source: RefSeq, a predicted model, not a curated record
AUGGCGUGUCCCCUGGAGCAGGCGCUGGCUGUGACGGUCACCACCUUCUACAAGUACUCGGGGAAGGAAGGGGACAAGUACAAACUCAGCAAGGCGGAGCUCAAGGAGCUGUUGAACAAGGAGUUGCCCGUCUUCAAGAGCAAACGAAUGGACGAGGCGGAGUUCGAGAGGCUCACGAAUGACCUGGACCACAACAAGGACAGCGAGGUGGACUUCAAGGAGUACAUCUGCUUCCUGGCCUGCAUCACCAUGGGCUUCAAUGAGUUCUUCAAGGAUGGCCCCACCAAGCAGCCCCGCAGAAAGUGA